AUGCGUGCUUUAAUUGCCGAGCAACCUGACAUUUUCCCGUUACGUAAAACGCUCCAAGGAUUUAUCGAUAAACGCUUAGAAAAUAUUAAAAAGAAAGCACAUUUUUUAUAUCGCAAGAACCAAAAAGAAUUGCUUAAUUUAGAAACUCGGUGUUUUAUUGUCGAAAAUUACCAGGAAAUAGCUCAAAUAAUCCGUAAUAGUUCUUCUGAAGAACAAAGCAAGAAAGAAUUACUUGCUAGCGGGGCCGCCGAGCAGGAGAAGUAUCGGGAAUUAACUAAUUUGCUCCGACAAAUUGAUAAUUAUAAGGACGAAAAAAGUUAUCACCACAAAGAAAGAGAAAUAAAUGAACUUAAGGAGAAGGUAAGCAACCUCAAUUACGAAGAAUUAUCGGUAACACCUGCCGAACCAGAAAUUUUUCCUAACCCCGAACAAGAAGUUAUUGAUAGAAUCUUAGAUACUCCAGCCAGUUUCCGUCAAUUUACCCUGGAAAGACGAGAAAAACUGCAAAAGGAAAUUGCCGACCGUCAUCAAGAAAUUGCCGAAUUACAGUCAUUAAUUACUGACCAAGAAAGCAGGAAGCAAAAACUAAUUGCGGAGUUGCAAGAAUUACAAAAAGUUUAUGCUCACGACCUGCGUCGCACCCAAUUUAGUGACGAAAAACACAUUAUUGAAGAACGAGAGUUAAUUCCGCACGAAGAAAGAGUUGCUAUUCUCAGUCAAAAUGAAAAUAAAAAAGAUAAAUCAAUUAAUAUUUAUUUAAAUGUUUACGAUUUGGAGGCCAUAGAAGCCACUAAUAUGCCUAGCCAAGGGAAAGAAUUAAAAACCCGAGGGGAUAAUCUAAAUUUUGUUAAACUGUGUCGUCGUGAUGAUUUGUGA
This is a messenger RNA of Racocetra persica, 876 nucleotides long. Lineage: Eukaryota; Fungi; Glomeromycota; Glomeromycetes; Diversisporales; Gigasporaceae. The record is from the annotation of a GenBank genome assembly.